This is a messenger RNA of Mesorhabditis belari, 1749 nucleotides long. The record is from the annotation of a GenBank genome assembly. Lineage: Eukaryota; Metazoa; Nematoda; Chromadorea; Rhabditida; Rhabditidae.
AUGUCUUUUACCCGCGGCGACGAUGUGGCCGCGUCGUUUGGCGAUGAUCAACCGGGAACUUCUGGGAAGGGAUCGCUUGUGGAAAUUUUAAGGGAAAAUACACAAGUUAUCUUCAGCAAUUGUCGUUUAAAACGUUCACCAGGAAGCGGACUUGGUUACAACAAAAAUGUCAAACAAUUGAAUGUUCCGAAAGAUUUCAAGAGAAGAAAAAUGCUUCUACAGUCUCUCAUAUUCUUUGCUUUACUUUCUCUCAUCUCAUCGUUCACUCAAACAGCUCAACGCAUUCGAGAACAUGAAGAACUUCAGGUCGAUAUCCCUGCAGCCGGACAAAUCAAACUCUACUAUCGAGUCCGAGAUCCGAUGUCAGCUCUGUUCGUCGUCGUGAGCCCAUGCGGAGCUCCCGUUCACUUCCAAAUCUACAACAUGAGAACAAAUGUGAUCCCAUUUGGUGACAUCACGACGAGUCCCGCUCUCUCACUCAUCUAUGGCCAGCAAAAAGCGUCAAGAAUCAACUUCUACACGCAUCGAGUUUUAGCUGAUCGUCUUCUGAUUGUUUUGAGUGCUCCGACAAGCGCAUCUGCCCGCGUUUUCAUCUCGACCACUCAAAAAGCGCUCGAUGAACAGUACCCUCCACUGCCAGAAGAUACACGGCUGGGACACGCCGUGGCUCCACAAGAGCAAGAUGCAAGUGCGCUUAUUUCAUGGAAAACUUCGAGCAAGAUCAGAAAAGCCCCCAUCGGAAAGUAUCGCUUCUGUGCGGUGGUUUCGAAAACGGAAAACGAGUACGCUGUUUGUGAUCACUUGCACGAGGGAUUGGAGAGUAUUCACUGUGUGGAGAGUGAUAGGAAUCAGAUGCGAAUCGACAAGUUGAGACUUGGUCAACAAUAUUUUGUGAGCGUUUUCGUGCGAGACUCAACAACUGGAGCCGCUUCUUCUUAUUCAACCCUUCAAUUGUCUAUUCCAUCAAGCACAAAUGAGAAGAAUCUCGCGGUCACACAAAAGCCAUCUGAGGCUGUGGUUUUGCAAGAUGGAGAAUUCGUGCAAGGCGAUGUGCCGGCUGGAAAAGGCUCUCUUCUUGGCUACGACAUGAGUCUCGAUGAUGCAAGAACGGCAAAACGAGUAUUGCUCGUCGUGCACUCGUGCAGCGGAUUCAUCCGGGUGAAUAUCUAUCGAAAUGGGCGCUUGUUAAAGAAAAGUGAAGUGUUCUCGGGAUUCCGAAGAUUCUUGGUUUUGAAUCCAAACGGUGGCAGGCUUCGUUUCGAGGUGAUCAACGAGGAGCGCAGAGGGAAAACGGUGAGAUUGUGGGCGUCAAGUCGACCAACGCAAUCGCCGUAUCCGUUGCUGCCCGAUGACACAUCAGUGCGUGUCUCUCGUCGCACCUGUCAGUCGACAACUCUGCAAUGGGUGAGAGCACCGGAUGACGCUAUUGAGUACUGUCUCUACAAACGGCUUGAAUCCGCUCGUUUCCUUGAGCACCUUGUCAGCAAGGCUGAUGACUUGUGCGCUGGUGGUUUGAGUUCAUCGCUGGUUGGCUGCUAUUCGCCACGUGGCCCACGAAAGGGCAGAGAAGUGAGAAUCCCGGACGACUCGAGUGCCGAAGAGCAACACACGGGAUUGAUUGAGACCCGGGUGGAUCGACUGAUUCCAAAUACCACUUACAGAUUCGACCUUUUGGCUCGUCCAAUCAACCGCUCGAACUCUCAAUUUCUUCCCUAUCGAACCGUUUGGGUUCGGACGGCGAAAACGUGU